AUGGCUUCCUCACCCCCACCUCCGCCCUCGCGACGGCCUGUGUCCCGCCGGGCCUGCUUGUCGUGCCGCGAGAAGAAGAUCAAGUGUGAUGGCGAGCCCAUCAGCAAAAUCGUGUCUGUUGACGGCACCAAUAAGAUUAUUCCUCAGACCACCCGAGUGUGUUCCAACUGCAAGUUUUUGGGCAUCGAGUGUGUGUUUGUCCAGAGCAACCGUGGCGGGCGUCGCAAGAAGCGGGACUCCCAGGACGGGACGGCGUCGCCGGACAAGCACGAGGAGACCAGUCACAAGCGGGUGAAGCAAGAGGUGUCGCCGCAGAACGAGUUCCAGGAGCAGUCACUGCUGUCCCACUACGAGUCACACCACGAGAGCCAGUCGUCCCACCAGUCCCACCACGACACUCCGCAGUCCCUGUCCCACCAGCCCCCGCACCAGCCGUCCCACCAGUCGUCCCACCAGUCGUCCCACCACCCUCUCCAUGGCCACUCCCGCUCGCCACCGCUGCCCACCGGCUCCACCAGCUCCUCCCACCACGCCUGCCGCCACGGCCUGGACCCCGGCCCCAAGCCGCCGCCAGCGUCCGCUGGCUACCCCCAGCCCGCUCCCUACGCCUAUGACUACCCUCGCCACCACUUGGGGGUGUUUGGCGCUCCCAUGCCACCCGUGCCUCCCGUGCCGCCGGUGCCGCCGGUGCCCCCGUACCCCCGCUGGGGCAUGGCCCCUCCCCCACCACACACCUCGCCCGGCUUUGGGCCUGCUCCGUGGUCCAGAAACAACCAUUGGGGCCGGUACGGGCCCUGGGGGGCCUCCCAGACCCCGGGGGGUCCUGGUGCGCCAAACCCCGCGGCGCCCGCCGCCCAGUUCGCACCGUCCUCUGGCCCAGUCUCUGCCACCCCCACCGCUACCACCGCCGCUACCACCUCCCACCACGACGAGCCUUCCUACCAGUUCCCUCCCCCCGCGCCGUACGCCUACCAUCACUAUGGCGACCCCGACCACCACGCCAAGUGUCCCCACCCCCAGCACCCGUGUAGCCAUCCAAGACGCUACCUCGGCUAUGGCCCCGACUCUGGCACCUCGCUUCCCCAGCUAAAGUCCGAUCCCGAGAUCCACUUGCCCAAGAUUGGUGAGACAGAAAUUACCAGCAUCUCGCGAGACGCCAAUGUGAGAAAUAGUCCCCCCACGGGAGAGAACUCCUCCAAGGUCAGCACUAGCCCCCAGUCGAAGCAUCCCAAUGCCAGUCCCCAGAACGAGUCCACUCCUCACCACAAUCAACCCAUUGCCACGGCGUGGACCUCCCCCUUCUCGGACUCCGACUUGGCCCACUACCACCUUCCCGACUGGCCCACAUUGAACGCGGUCCUCGACGUCUACUACGUCUACUUCCAGCCGUGCCACCAGAUCUUGCCCUCCAAAGAUGCCCUCCUCAAACGCAUCUCCUUGAACAGAGAAGCCUCGGUGUUGCACGCAAUCAUAGCCACCAUUUGCCCCACCCUCGGCAAACAGCCAGCAAAACAUCUCGCCGGCCUCAUCAACGAUGAGUCCCACUGGGUCACCAACGCCUACCGCCACUGGGACGACCUCAACGACAUGGGCAUCCUCGUGACCUUGAGCUUGAUCGCAAAAACCUCCUCCAACAGAACCAACAUCACCCAGUUCAACGAAACAACCUCCAGGAUGUUCCAACUCAUCCACCACAACAACUUCAUCAAGACCUACAGCACCUCCCGUACCCAGAAGCUCUCGAGGCUCAACACUUCCCGACAGGUGUUUGAACGCGAAUUGAUCGUCAAGCUCAUCUGGAACUUCAUCAUCGACCACCAUGUCUUCUACAAGUACUACAAGGGCUAUCCCUAUAUCUCACAGUGUGAUGCUCGCAACUUCGAGCUCGACGAUUUCGUCUUGCCCUUGGACAACGCAGACUACUUGGAGGUCAGCAAAACCACAGACAGAGUCACCUGGAAGGAUGUCCAUGCCACGUCCUCCGACUACAAUUCCAUCAUCGUGUCUUCGAAAGAGUUCUUGGAGCUACUCUCAAGAUUUUCCGAAGACACCUUCGACUACAAAAUUUAUCAAGAACUGGUUUCAGCGGUGUCCCGUCAGGUCAAGGAACAAUCGAUUAUUUGGUUCAGACCCAAGAAGCGGAUCAUCAUCAAUAACUCGUAUCUCUUGAGCGAGUUCAUCCUCAACACAGGCUCCAUUAUCAACUAUGCACACACCAUCAAAGAUAUCUUGGUGUUGAAGCCAAGCCCUUCGGUGGAUUCCAACAAGCUCAUCUUAUUCCCCGAUAUCACAUCUUAUGCUCUUCCAGAUUUGGACCAAUUGCCCCAUGCCAUCGACAAGAUCGACGAAGAACGCUGGCUUUGUCUCGUAAACGUCUUGAAGCACGCUUUAGACAUCGUCGAGCUUGUGACCUUGGACAAUGGUGACAACACAGAUACUUCAAUUGAUGAAUAUAUCAUCAAUAUUGGCCCCACCUCUCUCACCCAAGGCACUCAAAUGGAUUGGAUGAGGUCCACUCUUUUGGAAAGCAAUAUCCGUGACGCAUGGCUAAAGUAUCCAUUCUUUGCUGUGAAGUCAUGCACUGAAUUGAUCUUAUUAUUGAAUAAUUUGAUCAUUCUUACCAAGUUCAUCCAAAUCGCUUUUGAGGUGAAGGUGCUCAAGAUUAAAACUGACAAGAAGGAAGUCCAGAUCAGUGCACCAGAAACUAUGGUGAGAGUGGUGAAUGAGUUCAAUGGGGAGAAGUUAGUUUCCAAGCGAUCCGCAAUCAUAGAUUUUAUCAAAGUGAAGUUGCAGGACUACGAUCAUGAGACAGUCGAAAACACAAUUGCAAAUAUUGACAAAGUCAACCAACAUCUCGAUCAAAUUAUGAAAUCACCCUGA
This is a messenger RNA of Suhomyces tanzawaensis NRRL Y-17324, 2880 nucleotides long. It is a transcript of the gene ZCF31, whose product is annotated as Zcf31p. The record is from RefSeq and is a predicted model, not a curated record. Gene Ontology annotation, cellular component: nucleus. Gene Ontology annotation, biological process: regulation of DNA-templated transcription. Gene Ontology annotation, molecular function: DNA-binding transcription factor activity, RNA polymerase II-specific; zinc ion binding; transcription cis-regulatory region binding. Lineage: Eukaryota; Fungi; Ascomycota; Pichiomycetes; Serinales; Debaryomycetaceae. The transcript has a single exon. The coding region runs from base 1 to 2880 and encodes 959 amino acids.